AUGCUGACUCGACAACUAUGGUCCUCUAUCGAAAAUCAAGUCAUUCAGACAAUACAUUUUGGCGAUGAUCUCCCUCAUAAGCAUUUUAGCUACAGAGUGCGCACCCGCGUUAGGGAUGAGGACCCUGGUGCAUACUCUCCGAAAGUUCUCCCCCUGGGGCCAUUCCAUCGUGGUAAUCCCUCAUUCAAGAAGAUGGAAAAGCUUAAGCGGAAAUUUACAAGCAACCUGCUCAAUCGGAGUCAUCUCAACUCUAUCGAUGAAUAUGUGGCUGCGAUGAGGGGAGCUGAAGAACGUGUGAGAUCUUGGUAUCCUGAGGUACAUGAUAUUGACAGCAAUGAGUUCGUAGAGAUGAUGGUCUUUGAUGGCUGCUUCCUCAUUGAGCUAUUUUUAAAGUUCUAUCGUACAAAUGAAAUGCAUCAAUUGAGGCAAAUAUUCUUUCAGGAAGGCAUCACAAUUGAUGUAGUGCGGAAUGAUUGCCUCAUGAUAGAGAACCAGAUUCCCUUUUUCGUGCUUAAACUACUCUUUGAACGCUCCCACAUCGUUUGGCGAAAAGGUGUUGAUCAAAAGAGCAUGACGUUAUGGGAAUUAGCUACAGAAUUUCUACAGGUGAAUGGUAUGUUAGAAGAACCACCUGGUUUAGUCUAUCAUCUACUCCAUUUAUUUCAUUGCUGCUUAGAUCCAGCACUUUACCAUGA
Molecule: messenger RNA, 695 nt
Organism: Spirodela intermedia
Lineage: Eukaryota; Viridiplantae; Streptophyta; Magnoliopsida; Alismatales; Araceae
Source: the annotation of a GenBank genome assembly